AUCUUGAGAUCCUGUGCUCGUUUUAGUUCAUUUUGCAUUGUCGUUGCUUCAUUUUAGAUGGUCACUUCGAGAUUUUGAUCCAUCACGACCUCCCGCAAUUCAGAUGAAGACGCGACUUUGUAGAUUCGUGCUCUUCGCACUUGCCUGCAGCUCAGCUUACGGGAAACACGGGAAAGCAACCAGGAAUGUUGUUGUAACAGCGGAAGAAGAAAAGAUUAGGGAUGCAGCUGGUUACAAUGCUAUUGCUGAGAUUCACCGGGAAAUGGAUGACGACCAUUCGGGAUCGAUCGAUCGAAAGGAAACGACUGGGUUCAUGAUGGAAGACAUGCAUAUGCGUGGAUCUGAUCGAACCCGUCGUGAGCACGCUUUCCAUGGUGAUGACGACGCAAUCACCGUCGAUGACUUGUGGGAGGCGUGGUUUGAGAGCGAUGAACGAGCAUGGACAACCGAGCAGAUCUUGAAUUGGCUUGUAAACGAAGUGAACCUACCCAUGUAUGCCGAUCGAAUCACAGAACUGAAGAUUGACGGUACUGUGCUGCCAAGACUGGCUGUGCACAAUUCAAGUUUUAUGACCAAUCAGUUAGGAAUAAAGUCAUCGGUCCACCGACAAAAGCUGCGCUUGAAUGCCUUGGAUGUUGUUCUCUUCGGCCAUCGUGACCCAUCCACCAGAGGAAAAGAUAUUGCGCUUGCACUGCUGCUCCUCCUACUCACCUCUGUUCUUAUUCUCUACGUCAAACAAAGACAGCGAGCACGGAUGCAGGUGACAGAGUUAUCGCAAAAGCUGAAGGAAUUGAAGAACAUGGAAAAUGAAUUCGAUUCCGUGCAGAAGAAGUGGAAUGAAGAACGGAAUAAGAGAUCUACUGCUGAUGGUGAGGUGAGCCAGACUGAAGUUGACAGCUUACGUGUGCAGCUGGAAGAAGCUGAACGUAGGCUGGAAGAGAAUGGAACAGGAGGUGUGCCUCUUGCACUUCAACCACUUUUAAGGAAGACUUGUGAAGUGGAGAUGGCUUUUCUGGAGAAACAAAAGCAAGAAUGCGUGAAGGAGAUGCGCGACGCUAUAGAAAUGGUAGAUCGCCUUCAGAAGAAGCAGUCAAGUUUAAUGUCUUCACUUAAGCUAGCAACAGGAGCUUCUUCGUCCAGUGAUCAAGUGGAUAGCAAGAUUUUCGCUCUGAAAAGCCGUAUGGAUAAAAUACAAGUGCUCACUCGUGAAACACAAGAGCGAUGGCUCCAGAUCGAAUCACUGUGCGGCUUCCCUAUUCUUUACAUGAAUGAAGCCGUACCACUCAUGCAACGGUCCACUUCCUCGUCUCACUUCUACGGUGCCAACUCAGUCGCAUCGUCGGUAUCGUCGAAAUCGGUGCCGUCUUCCUCCGGAUCGGUCGGUCAUGUUAGCAGUCAUACUAUCUCUGCUAGUGCGAAUACUACUCCACCAGUGGUCGUUCCACAAAAGCCUCCAUCGUUCCUUGCUGGUUCUUCCAACGGGAAUGCGCUUACGAAGGAAUCAGCUAAUGCCACGAACGGUGCUGCAGGUGGUAUCUCAGUUCAGCCGCAGCGCAUGGUGACCGAGGAUAACCUUUCUCUCACAUCCGCGGAUGGAAAGAAAAAGAAAAAUUUACUGAGAUUCUUCAAAAAAUCUUCUUCAAAGAAUCUCAUUGUAACUCCCGAAUGAGUAGCUUCUUCAGUUAGAUAUUGCAAUAUUGGUUGUAUACGUCUGUGUUUGUUUUGCCAAGUUGUGUUGAAAUGCAGAGCCUCUAUACUUGUCGCAUCAAAUUGCUCCUGGAGACGGUUCCCCGCAUCAGCCACCUUCGAUCUAGUUUUGAGUUCUCUUGUUGUGAUAUUCGUUUGCCUUGCCUCAUAUCAUUCAUAAAGUGCUUGGUAUAUUUGCUGUAUUAACUAACUGUCUUACUUGUCUGAUUAUAGCAAUCAUUGAAUCUAUUGGUAGUCGCAGUUGUGAUAUAAAUGGCUCGAACGGGACUCUUUAAAUUAUUCCCCCUACUUCAUCGCUAAUAAUGCCGCUUGUGAUUAUUUUUAACUGGUUAAACCGUGAUGCUUUAUUUAUUGUAAUAAAUUCUGAU
Messenger RNA from Cylicocyclus nassatus, 2075 nucleotides. The record is from the annotation of a GenBank genome assembly. NCBI's taxonomy places the organism in Eukaryota, Metazoa, Nematoda, Chromadorea, Rhabditida, Strongylidae.